Drosophila sulfurigaster albostrigata is the source of this 3596-nucleotide messenger RNA. RefSeq lists its product as uncharacterized. The transcript has 7 exons. The record is from RefSeq and is a predicted model, not a curated record. Gene Ontology annotation, biological process: vesicle-mediated transport. Lineage: Eukaryota; Metazoa; Arthropoda; Insecta; Diptera; Drosophilidae. Bases 178 to 2802 code for a protein of 874 amino acids.
GUUGAGUUUCUGUGCCAUUGUUGUGUUGACUGACUUAUUAUCAACGCUGCUGAGGGAUGUGAUAAGCCGCUACGCUGUGCCACGAUGCAGCAUUUGACGUGAAUUAGCCAACAUUCUCUCUCGCUCUCGCUCCUACUCUUUUACUAUCUUAUUUACUUAAUCUUUUAAACUGACGGAAUGUUUAAAGAGUGGCGCAAGCCCAACCAUAAACGAUGGCAGCAACAGCAGCACCAGCUACAACAACAAACGCAACGGCAGCUGCGACGUCGCAUGCUUGACAGAGAGACGAUGAUUGUGUUUGUCUACGACACCGAGUGUCUGAAGGAUGAGGCAGAUGAUCCAAUUGCUGCGGUUCUCUACUUUCAUCCCAGCUGGGUCUCGGAUACACAAAAGGUGGCACUAUGUGGUCAGCUGAUGGGCACAUCGUACUUCCUUAAGGAUUGCUUCUUCAAGCCGCGCAUUCUAUCACUGCAGAAUGGCAAGUUUGUGCUCAAGGAGUUUGGUCGAUUCACCUUGGCUGUAGGAACAGAUCGCAAUAUUGCGGACCAGCUGCUGGAGCAUCGCGCGAAUCUACUGAGCUCUCUUUUGAAGUUCUUCCAUCGCGAUCUGCAAUCGCUGCACGAACAGUAUGCUCAGCCCGCCCAGCAACCGAGUCGGAAUCUCAGCGAGAAACUAUAUCACAUAUUCGAGACAUAUCUGCCGAUGCUGCAACGCAAUGGAAACACAUUCCAGAAUGUGCCCAAGCUGCGCAUGCCGAAGACCGCAAGUCACAUUUAUCUGGAGGCUAUACAGACGCUGCAGAGCUGUCAGCAAACAAAGGGGAUUCUAGGCGGCGCCAUUCUCUACCACAACAAAGUCGUUGCCUCACAGCUGGGCGAUGUGGUGACCAAGCAACUAGUGUUGACAGAUCCACGCCAUGUGCGCACAACAGCUGAGCAGCUCAACAUGCAACAGUUCCACAUACCACAUGGUGUCCAAAUGCUUGUGGUCUAUGUGGAGCAGCAGCAGUAUGCCAAACUGGCAGCGGAGGCGCAACGUGCACAGAAUCUGCAGACGACAACAUCGCAGUUGGUCCAAGGAUCGUUGCCAUUUCAAUAUGCGAAGCGUAAGCUUAAGCGCGACAAGUCGUUGAUCUUCACACACAUUCCCGAGGAAGAGCACGCAUCAGAUACAACGUCAGCCAUGGAAUUGCCCACGGCAAGACCCAAGUCGAUGCGGCCAACACAUUUGCCGCUGCGCCUGAAGAGUCUGCACAGCAAAGAUCUGCCCGAGUCGGGCAUUGCUUCGAUCAAUUUCGAUGAGACCGAUUCGUAUCCGGAGUUCAUUGGACGCACGAGUGUCUGCAAUACUCCGAUGACCGAGAAUAAAGUGCUGCCGGUGGCGACUGUCAUGUCCAUCUGUGCCAAUCCGGAUGAGGAACAAGUGGCCGAUGCGCACAAUUCCAAUGGUAAAUCGUCAACAGCAACGGCAUCGUCGUCCCGUCGCAACUCCCUCAAGAUGGAUGUGGAAAAGUUCUUUCAGAAUUUCAUUGGUAAUCCGCACAAGCAGCUGACGCGUCGCAAAUCCUCCGCAGAUCUCCAGGAUGCCUUGCGCGCUAUAUCCAAGAAGUUGGGACACUUUACGCACAGCUUCAAGACCACAACGGAUGUGAAUCGCAAUGGCAACGGUGUCACAGCAGACAUAAGCAGCGAAGUAUCUCCAGAUUACAUAGAGAAUGAUGAGCGCAGCAGUUCUCGGACCAUCGGCGAUCCCACCUAUCCCGUUUUCAAUACCAAUGGUCAGCAGAUAUCGGGCAGCUUAUUCCAACAGUUCUUGGAACAGUAUCGUAAACUUUGGGGCGCUGCCAGCGAGCAGGCAUCGCAGGAUGCUGAGUUGGCUGCAUUGGUAGCCGAGUUUCAAGAGUUUAACCUGGAAAUACAGAAGCUGGACGAGCACAUGCGACAACAGGCCGAAGCUUCGGCAGAAGCGGCAGAUCGUAAUCUAAAUGUUGCCGCCAAGACGCCGAUGGAUAAACGCGCCAUGUGUCUGCCACUUAAACCCGCCGGCGAGUCCAGCAAUGUGGAUGCACCGCUCAGCCAACGUCGUGUUGGAGGCGCUGGUGUGCCGUUGACACCGCUUAUGGCGAAGCUAUCGGUGCUGGCAUUAAAUGAGGCGACACCCAUUGAGAUUCAGACACCGUUGAAUAGCAGCAAAGUAUUUCCACGCCGCAACUCACUCAAGUGCGAGGAUGCAGUCGAUGCGCUGUCUGCUUUUUCCAAUGCACCGCAAGCUCAAUUAACCACCCAGUCGGAUGGACUGCAGCGCACAGAGUUAUACAUAUGUGGACAGCAGAACAUGACGCUGCUGCUGCUAAUGGAGGAAGGCUCCUGUCGCCAACAGACAAUUGUGCAAAAGAUGUUUGACAUUUGCGUUGCGAAAUUUCCGCACAUGGAAUCGCUGUUGAAUCAAACGCUCAAUGUAAAUGUGGAGGGCGACAAACGAGAUGGCAGCAACUAUAGCUUCAUGUGCAUCGAUGCCAAGUGGGAUGCUCUGCAGCGUAAUGGACCGUGGAAUCCGCUUGAGAUGACCACUCUGGAGAGUAUGCAUCGCGAUCUGCAGCAACCAAGUGGUCAACUCACCGACCUCAUACUCAGAUCUCAUGACUCUGUCUUCUAUGGCUACAAAUGCGGACGGACAGAAUACUUCUACAAGGAGCCAACGCAUGAGAUCAAUGGCAUUCCACCGCCAUCAGAUCCGAUUGGAAACAUACAGAUGCGUGCCAAGUCGCGCCUGGAACGUGAUCAUUCCUACAUGCUCCUGUAGAUUUCAGACAGAAUAACCAUUUAUACAAUAUACAUACAAAUACUCGCAAGCUUAGCCAAAAAACAAACUUACAAGAUAAUGUCCAGAUGUUAAAUGGGAGACGCCCGGGUGCGAAUCCCAUUGCCAAUUUAAUGCCAUCCGUUGUAACUGUAACUUUAUUUGCCAUCUCAAUCUGAAUUUGCACGAGUCUUUAUUGAUCACGAGUUGUUGAUCGCAACUCUUCAGCUCGUGUAGACGUAGUAAACAUAUUUUAAAAACUCUUUUAAACUAUGCAUCAUAGCUUUUAGUCCGAAUUCAUUUAAUGUUCAUUUCACUUAUUACAAAGUACAAAAUGAUUUAUAUUUAUUUAUUCCUAAACAAAUAAUGUUGGUUAAUUAUUAAGUGAUCACGCCAAAAGAAAAAUAUAAUUACCGGGACAUGAAAUGCAAUUUCCUAAUUUUAAUUUCAAUUUACUAUAUAGUUUCUUUAAAUAUUAAACUGAUGGAAUAACAAACGCUAUUUACUAUAUGAACUUAUGCAAAAUCGAUUAAUUACUAAACGCGUAGUGCCAAUUUGAAUGAAUAUGCCGUCGAUGUGUAUAGAAAUCUUAAGCCUAAGCUGACAUACUUAAUUUCCGAAUUUAUGUAUGCAGGUAUUUGGGAGAUAUGCUAUAUGUUUAUAAUUAUGUGUAACUUUAUAUGUAGCAGAGCACUGUAAAUUGCAAACUGCAAAUUAGCAAACGGGUGCAAUAAGUAUUUAAAUAAAAUAUUCAAUAUUUUGCGAGUUUGCGUUGAUUUUAGCCAAAAAAAACAAAA